AUGAUGAAUAUAUUGCUGAUGACAUUUUAUAAAUUAAAUUUCCAGCUUAGACACCUAUAAAUUAUAGCUAUAUUAAAUUCAACCACAUAAGCUUUGGACCUUUUAUUAAUAAAAAAUUAAAGAAGCCCAAUAAUAAGAUUAAUGAUGAUAUCAAUUUAAUUAGUAACCAUUUAUGUUGGGGUAAUGUAAUUUAUUCAUUUUGAAAAUUCCUAUACCCUCGUUUUAGUACCUUUCUUUUUUAAAAUUAUAUCACUAUUAAGAUUAUCGGAUUUAAUCUACACAAAUGAUCCGAUAAUCAAUGCAUCUUUUUUAAUGCAAGAAAGGAAACUUUAUGAAAGUUUUAUUAUUCUAAAUAAAUUAAAGGAUCAAAAUUUUAUUAGAUAAAUCAAAAGAAAUCAACUAUUGAAGAAGUGCAUUUAUUAAAUAAAUUAAGAAUUAUAAUAAAAAGUUAGAAGUCAAGAACUAUUAGGAGUUGCUUCAAAAUUAAUCUAAAAUGAUAUUAAGAAUAUAAAAAUUUAAAAUAUGUUAUUAAAUAUAAUUUAAUGGAAAAUAAAAUUAUUAUAAAAUUGGAAGACUAAUGAAUUUGAUGAGAUUUAUAAAUUUGUCAACCGAAUGUUAAAGCUAAAGCAAGAAUUAGAUGAUUAUUAUUUAGCAGAACCUAAUGGUAUGGUAUAAUCUUUAAUUUGUUUUUUUUAUGCGGAAAUCUUAAAUGAUUUGUUAGAAGCAAAUGAAAUGAUAAUUCAUUCCAAAAAAUCAGCAGAUUUAUUCUUUGUAGAUUAUACGACUAACAAAAAUAUGUUUUAUCUUACUACUAAAUAUGAAAAUGGAUAAUUGCAGAUGAAUAAAAUAUCAAGUAAUGCUCCAUCUUUUAUAUGUAAUAAGAAAUUACAGGAUUUAAUUCCAUUAGGAGUUCGUGAAUGGCAUAAUAAAUUAGUAGAUGAAUUUAUAAUAACUGGGAAAUCAAAAUUUGUGAGAUAAUUGAAUCAUAAUUAUGUAAACCAUGGAUCAUCAAUUGACACUGUAGAUUUUGCAAUUGAUUUAACGUACUCAGAUUAAGUUAAUUUUAUUUGUCUAAUAUCUCCAACUUUAGUAAAGAAUGCUACUUUGAUUGUUGAUGAAAAAUAUAAUAUUACCAGUUACACCAAUCAAUUUAAAGAGAUUAAACAAUACAAAGUUCUAUUUUCCAGAGGAUCAUCCAUCAUUAAUAUAUUCCCAUAAAUUCAAGAAAUUAAGUAAUCCUGUUUCUUAGAAAAUGUUCUUCUUAAUACCAAAAAAUUAUUACAUCAGAGUGAUGAAUAAGAGGAUAUUCGAUACUAUUGCAAUUUAGAAAUAAUUCUCAAACAUUAUUAAGAUACAAUGAUUUAUAUGAUUGUAAAAUUGGAAAACAUUUAAAUAAUCUAUUAGAACACAGGCAACUCUAGUAAAAAAGAUACUAUAUCAAAUCAAUCUUCCUCUGCAAACGAAUUAAGUAUUGCUGAAGAAAGACAUCUGCUACUUAAUUAGAUUUCUAGAUAAGAUAUUCCCUUACUUGAAUAGAAUAAUGAAAUUAAAAGCUUCAAAUAGGUUAAGAGCCUUAUUGAAAAGCAAAGCCUAAAUGACGAAGCGAUUAAAAAGGUCUUCAAUAUUGAUACAAUAUAACCAUAAGUAAUUACAUCUAGAGGAGAACCAGAAUAACAUCUAUUGGUUGAUAAGAUUAAAACUGAUAGCAAAAAAUAUUCAGUUAAAUCUCUAACAUAAGGCGGAGAAGGUAAGGAAUAACAACAGAAAUAAUAGGAGGCUAAAAAAGAAGAACUUUUUGAUAGGGAAGACUAAUCUUAAGUUUCAUCUAUAAGAAUGCUAAGAAAUUCAAAAUUUUAUCGAAAAUAUGACCUUUAUAAUAAAUUUAAUAAGCAUAUGCCUUUAAAAAGGUAACAUUAAUUCUUAGUUAUGUUAUUUGCAUUAUGCAUAAUUAUUUAAGGAGUAUUCAUCAUUAUUCAAUUAACAAGUUUAAACUUAGUGUCAUUUGCUAUAGAUAUCAAUUUAUUAGAAAUUAAGAACCUUUUCUUUUAACCAUUGGAUAUGUUUCUUGUUACAAGAUGGAAUUUGUGGACUUACAAUUUUCAAAAAUCUAAUGGAAUUAUAACACCAGAAGAGUACAAUUCAGUUUCAUAAUUUGCAACCUCCAAUUUGGGACUUGGAUUCGAUUCUCUAAACUCAAACUUAAAAUUAGUAUUAAAUCGCUAAGAGCUUCAAGGUUUACUACAAACAAAAUAUAUAGAUGCUUUUUCUUAUCUUGAUACCUUUAAAUCUGAAUAAUAUAAUAUGACACUCAGAACAGCAAUAUCUGUUUUGUUGAAUUUUUAAUACAUUUUGAAGAUGAAUUACAUUUAUGAAAAAACAGUUAAAGCUGACAGUCCUUAAAUCUUUUAUAGUUUUAAAAACUAUCCUAUAAUGCGAGAUAUUAUGACUUAAUUGAAUUCUGAUAUUAUGGUACAAACAAUUGCACGAGGAUAGGAUUUUUAGGAUGAAAUGAAAACUCUAUUUUUAUUUUAGUAGAUAUUUUUAAUAUUAAUGGUACUUUCUAUUAUUUAUGCUAAAAUCUAUAUCAAUAAAAAACUUAUGGUAUUUUUACAUUUGAGCUAAUAUUCAGAUAAUGAUGCAAUCUAACAGGAGAUUUAUAAAUUUAAGGAACUACUUGAUAAAUUGUAAUCAGAUAAUUCUUAUAAGUUUAACUAUUCCCUUCAAAUAACAGAGAAGGAAUUUUAGUUCUUGGGUUAAAAAGUGGAGAAAGUGAGUAAAAAUUCCAAAAAUUUAAGGAAAAAAAGAAUAUCUCCUUAUAGAUUUAUUCUCCUUCUAAUUGUGCUUUAUUCAAUACUUACUCUAAAUAGCAUAAUAAAUUUUUAUGAGUUUUCAAAAUAUCUGAUAAAAUACCCUGAAACUGCUUAUUAUAAAAAAUAAUUGGCUGAUCUAGGAGGAGAUAUACCAUUGAUGUUCGCUUAAAGGGAAGUUCUCUAUGGUAGAAAAAACUAUAUGUACUUGGAUGCUGCUUAUUUCGACAGGAUGUGGUAUUACAUUAUGGAGUCCCUUAAUAAUACAAAAUUAUUUACCUCAUAAGAUCCAGAUUUCGAAUAAAUGCUUGUGACUAAUAGCUUUAAUGACUUCUAUGCUCAGAUUUAACUUAGUGAUUUAUGUGAAUAUCUACCAGGAGACAUAAAGAUUAGAGCAGCAACGUUAUGUCCUACUAUAAUGAACCAAAAUAUGAGACAUGGCCUCAAAGCGAUGUUGAUAUAUAUUCAAAACCUAAUUGAGACUGAUGUUGCAAUUAAUAACUUUACUUACAGAGCAGUGCCUACUUAAAAUGAAUUAGAAGGAGCAUUUAUGAUAUCGGAAGUGAUAAAUGUCAUGAAUUCUAAUUUUUAUAAUGAUUUAAUUCAAGUUACAACCGAACUAGUGGAUCAAUAAGAAGUUUUCAAUAUCUGCUACUUAUUUAUACUUUUCGUUGUUUUCCUGAUAAUUAUAACUGAAGUCAAGAACAAAAUAUAUGAAAACAGUAGGAUCAUAAUUCAUUUUGUUUAUGUGAUUCCUUCCCAAACAAUAUUCACUGAUGAUACAUUUGAAAGAACUCUUAGAACUUUAAUCAAUUUCUGA
This is a messenger RNA of Paramecium tetraurelia, 3627 nucleotides long. RefSeq lists its product as uncharacterized. NCBI's taxonomy places the organism in Eukaryota, Ciliophora, Oligohymenophorea, Peniculida, Parameciidae. The record is from RefSeq and is a predicted model, not a curated record. The transcript is spliced from 4 exons.